This is a messenger RNA of Diabrotica balteata, 1269 nucleotides long. The record is from the annotation of a GenBank genome assembly. Lineage: Eukaryota; Metazoa; Arthropoda; Insecta; Coleoptera; Chrysomelidae.
CGUAGGUACAAUGGUAGGUUGGUAUAUAAAAGAUCUGAAGAAAAAAUGGUGGAGCAUAUUAUGUGGUGCGAAUUUGACAUGAUGGGUGAAAACGACGAUGACAACAGUGAAUUGAGUGAACACAGAUUUUUAACCAAAGGCGCCUUCCUGCUCACCCCCUCGCACGACCUAAGUCUAGACAAGGCUGCCAACAUUUGCGACAAACUCAACUUCCGCGGAAGUUUCAGUUUGACUAAAACGGCCACGGGCAUAUUGUUUAAAUUUUCAGAGCCCGAGGACUUCCAGCAAGUUUUCAGGAAGGGAUUUCAUAAGGUAACUGGUGGACGAUUAUACAGAAAAGUGGCGAUCCCUUGCAGACCUCAAAAAACUUUCUCGUUGUUGGUAUAUGAGGUACCAUCCGAUCUUCCAGAAGAUGAUAUAAGGGCUAGUCUUUACAGAUAUUGCUCUGUGGUCGAAGUUACUAGGCUUCCAGUUCGUCUAGACCAAUCUCCAGGAGCACCUCCACCAAUUCGCAUAACUGUAGCCUCCUUGGACGAAUACAACGCUCUGCUCCAACAAGGUCUAGACUUCUACGGUGCCACGUACUUUCCCACCGAGCCGCUGAAGAAGGACCAAUUAAAUCAACUUAGAGGCAGCAAGGAGAAGCUUUUGCCAGUGUUCGACUCCGCCGGAUUCUCCAGGAUCCCACCACCACCGACGAGGACUCUGAAGCCGAUACGGUCAUGAAAAUUACAGAAAUCCUGGCUGGUUGAACUCGUAUAUACCGCUUUUUACUUAAAAUAAAGAAAAUUAGCGAAACGUGGCAACACCAUAACGUCUCUUUAACUUUUUGUUCUAGGAACGGUUUAUUCAUUAAAAGUUUGUAUGUAAUGUAACACUGUAAAGUUACUUUAAAUUAAAUUCGGAAAAGAUCCAUUAAAGUCAGCGUGGUUUACUUAUACGAAUAUUAUGUUACGACGUUGCCAUUGUUCCUAAUUUUUUUAAUUUUAUGGAAAUUAUAAGUUUUGCAUAUUAAAUAAAGUUUUGGCAAUAGUUUAGGCUUAUAUACGAGUUAUUUUAUAGAAUCUAAAGUUUAUAAUUGAAUAAACUUUAGAUAUCGACCGUUUUGGAAUUUGAAAACGAUAAGAUUGUAUUCGAAUAAUUUAAUUAUAUCGUUAAUUUUAGUGAUUGAUUGGCUGAUUGUGUACAAAAAACAUGCGACUUAUAUUAAUUUUUCUUUAUUUAUAUUUAUCGUGUUAUUGCACUUUUGUUAACUUUUUGCAAUAAAAC